Aphanomyces astaci is the source of this 3025-nucleotide messenger RNA. RefSeq lists its product as hypothetical. Gene Ontology annotation, biological process: microtubule-based movement; mitotic spindle organization. The transcript has 4 exons. NCBI's taxonomy places the organism in Eukaryota, Oomycota, Saprolegniomycetes, Saprolegniales, Verrucalvaceae. Bases 64 to 2484 code for a protein of 806 amino acids. The record is from RefSeq and is a predicted model, not a curated record. Gene Ontology annotation, molecular function: microtubule binding; microtubule motor activity; ATP binding.
GAUUUGUAAGGUCGCCGCUAAAAAUACCACUCCAGGUAUUAUUAAUACAGUACUGGACACAUCAUGGGCGAUGUCCGCGUGGUAUGCCGUGUCCGUCCCCCCAACUCGAUGGAGAUCGCGCGAGGCGUCGCAGGUGUGAGAUGCGUGAAGACGCAGUCACCUGGUCUCGUGCAGCUUUACUCGGAUGGGAUCGAGAGUGGGAACGCGCCGCAAGGGUUCACGUUCGACAGUGUGUUCGGGGAAGACUCCACCCAGCAGCAAGUGUUUGACGAAGUCGCGCGGCCUGUGGUGGCAGACAUCAUGGAAGGAUACAACGCAACGAUCUUUGCGUAUGGACAGACGAGCAGCGGGAAGACAUUCACGAUGGAAGGGGCGUCGAUCGACGACGAAGCUUUGCGCGGUAUCAUCCCCCGCACGGCGACGGAACUGUUUGCGCGCCUCAUGGAAGCCGACGAGAACAUGGAGUUCGUCGUCAAGGUUAGCUAUAUCGAGAUCUACAUGGAGCGCAUCCGAGACUUGUUGGAUCCGUACAAGACCAAGAUCAACCUCCAGGUCCGCGAGGACAACGACAAGGGCAUUUACAUCGACGGGGUCACGGAGCUGUGCGUGACGAGCGACGACGAACUGCUCUCCACGAUGCGUAGCGGGGCCGCGAAUCGCGCGGUGGCCGCCACGGGCAUGAACGAAGGGAGUUCGCGGUCGCACAGCGUGUUUAUGGUCACGUUGUACCAGCGCAACUUGGAGACCAAUUCCACCAAAGUCGGCAAGCUGUACUUGGUCGACUUGGCCGGCAGCGAAAUGGUGCGCAAGACUGGUGCGUCCGGCAAACAACUCGAGGAAGCCAAGACAAUCAACAAAUCGCUGAGUGCGCUGGGGAUGGUCAUCAACGCCCUCACGACCGCGAACGUCGGCUUUGUCCCGUACCGAGACAGCAAGCUCACGCGGGUGCUGCAAGAAGCCCUCGGCGGCAACUCACGCACAUCGCUCAUUAUCAACGUAUCCCCGAGCAUCUACAAUGCGCCAGAGUCCAUGUCCACGCUCCGAUUUGGGAACCGCGCCAAGGCAAUCAAGAACAAGGCGGUCGUGAACGCCGAAAAGAGCGCCGAAGAGUACAAGCAGCUGCUCGCCAAGGCCGACAAGACCAUCAAUAUGCAGCAAAACUACAUUGUCGUGCUGGAGACGCGAUUGAAACAGCAAUUGCCAACGGUUCCUGCGGCUCCAGAGGCGGCUCCAACAGUUCCAGCGGACAGUGUCGCAUCGUCCAGUACAUCGCCAGAACAAGAAGCCGCGACCCUUGCUGCCCUCCAAACCCUGCAAGAGCGAGUCGUUCGACUGGAAGAGCAACUCACCGAAGAGCAGCAUGAGUCGACCCGGCGCGGCGACGAGAUCCGGUCGCUCACGGCCGUGCUCAACGACGCGAAAGCCGCGGCGGCCAACGACCAGCGGACGUGGGAGCGGCAGCGCGGGGACGAUCAGACGGCGCGGCUGCUCCAGGAAGAGCUGGCCAACAUGAAGCUUGAAAUGGACAAGGUCAUGUUUGAAAACCAGGAGAUCAAGCUGCAUGUGGAGACGCUGCAGCAAGAACAGACUCGGCUGUUGGCAAGCGACGCAGACUCGACCGCCGCCGCCCGUCUGUCGGUCGGCGGGGGCAGGGGGGAUGAGGAGGACGUGGACAUGACAGCCGCCACGCCGCCACCGACGCCGCCCGUGACCCGCGUCGGCAGUUUACUCGCGACUGGUGACGAGAGUAGUGCGGCCAAGUUGGAAGUGGAGUUGAAAGCUGCUCAAGAAGAAUUGGUGCAGCAUCAAACCCAAGCCCAAAAGGACAUUCAACGGUUCACGGAAGAGCGCCGCCAGCUCACGAGCCAGAUUCAAGACCUGGCGCUGCAGUUACAAACCGUCCAAUCAAACCAACAAGCGAUCUUGUCCACGAGUGGUCCUACCGGCAUGUCGGCCCGCGAACGACAGCACAUGCGAUCAAUUCAGCAGAAACUCGAACAACUGGUGGCGGUGCACAGACAGUUGCUGCGCAAGUACGCGUCGUUGGAGGCCGAACACAACGAAGCGCGCCAGAAGCUGGGACUGCGGGACGACCGCAUCAAGUCCCUCGAGGCCAACACGCGCCUCAUGGCGAGCAACAUGCGGUUGCAGUCGGAAAAACAUUUGGAAGAGCUGAGUGCGCUGCACGUCCAGCUCGCUGAGCUCCGCAAGAACUUGACAUUGGACCUCGAAGACCGCGUGAGCAUUGACGGGUCGCUGCCGGCUGCUGGAGGCAUUGCCGCGUCGGUGCCCGUCCGUCGGCAGACCAGUCUGUACGUCCGUCAAAACAGCAUGGUCGGCGACGGCGUGAUCCGACCCAUCCGCGGCGGCGGCAGACGGCAGAGCACGCUCGACUCGCCGCCCAAGUCGUCGUCCAUCCAAGUGCCUGACACGAGCAGCGCCGGCGGCCUCGGCUUUCUCCAGCGCAUGUUAGGGCUCAAAUAAGACUGUAUAUAAAGUGUAUGGGGUUUCGUUGUUUUUUGUAUGGGCAACACUAUAUGUGAAUCUACAUUUCCCCCCAAUCGGCGUCGUCGUCGUCGAAAUCAAUUUCCUCGUCCGACUUGAGCCCAAAGUCCAACACAUCCGCCGCCACCACGGACGACGGGGCUGCCGUCCCCCGAGCCGCCUCGGCAUCUGCUCGCAACCGCGCCUCAGCUUCCACUCGCAGACGCGCCUCUUCUACUCGGGCUUGCUCUUGUACCAAUGCCUGGGCUUCCUUUUCUGCGCGAACUCGAGCCUCUUCCUGCGCGACUGCUUGGGCUCUGGCUAGCGCUUCCGCGUGACGUCUAGCCUCCUCCUCCUCGAUAGCUUCAGCUUCCGCGCGCAACCUCGCAUCUUCCUUCGCUUUCUCUCUCAACCGCGCCUCUUCUUCGGCCGCCCGCGCGUCGGCUUCCGCCUUGGCCUCCGCGGCGGCUCUGGCUUCUGCUUGCGCCCGAGCCUGAGCCUCAGCGUGAGCUCGAGCUUCUUCUUGGGCUUGGGCUCGUGC